This is a messenger RNA of Notothenia coriiceps (black rockcod), 2368 nucleotides long. RefSeq names its product sodium/calcium exchanger 1-like. Gene Ontology annotation, biological process: calcium ion import across plasma membrane; sodium ion transmembrane transport. Gene Ontology annotation, molecular function: calcium:sodium antiporter activity. The record is from RefSeq and is a predicted model, not a curated record. The transcript is spliced from 2 exons. The annotation marks the transcript as partial. Gene Ontology annotation, cellular component: sarcolemma; axon; postsynapse. NCBI's taxonomy places the organism in Eukaryota, Metazoa, Chordata, Actinopteri, Perciformes, Nototheniidae.
ACAGAUACCUUUGCCAGUAAGGUGGCAGCUACCCAGGAUCAGUAUGCAGAUGCAUCCAUUGGAAAUGUGACAGGCUCUAAUGCUGUCAAUGUUUUCCUCGGCAUCGGGGUGGCGUGGUCCAUCGCAGCCAUUUACCAUAACAGCAGAGGGGAGGAGUUCAGGGUGGAUCCGGGCCAGCUGGCCUUUUCCGUCACGCUCUUCACUAUCUUUGCCUUUAUCGCCGUCGGCACGCUGAUGUACCGACGGCGGCCAGAUAUCGGUGGAGAGCUCGGAGGGCCCCGGACGGCCAAGGUCCUGACCACCAUGCUGUUCUUCAGCCUGUGGCUCCUCUACAUCCUCUUCUCCUCACUGGAGGCCUACUGCCACAUCAAGGGCUUCUAAGGUGACAGGAGAUGACGAAAGGGAAAGGUGGGACAGGAGGAGAACAUGGAAGGAGUGGAGGAGGAUGAACGUAUGGAUUUGGAAAUGAUGGCUGUCUCAUUGAUCAAUCACUCCCUCCCUUUACGCAAGACUGAAUGCCAGAUGAAUGGAUGGAUGUACAGAUGAAGAAAUUAAAGAGGCAUUAAAGUAUCUAUAAACAUACCUGAAGGAAAUACGGAUGCAUGGAAGGGCAACGACAAACAGGAAAAUCAAAAGGAGCAAGAGAGAUAGCUCAGAAGAUGGAAGAAUCGCAGAAUACACUUAAGAAGAAGUUUUUUGUCUUGAUCUAUAAUCCAAACCAAUCAAGUUGUCUUAAACCCAAACCCAUUUCAAAUACAUAAACCCAAAACACCUACAAUGUGUCAAUGCUGGAUCGACUAUACAGAAACGAAGAAAAUGAGGUUCAGCAAAACAAGGAGGUUAAAGAAGACCAAUCUCACAGCUCCUCGGAUAUGUGGCUUUAACAACCGAAAUCCCAUUAAUCCCCUCCAGUCGGAGCGAUGCUAUUCCCCCGUCCAAUUAGAGUAACAGGCUUGAGUGUGACCGGAAAGGACAGACUAACUUUAUUAGUGUGAACAUGCAUGGACAGACAAUACUGGAAACACAAUCAGAAGAAACCGGAUGUAUUGCCACAACUGUUUAAUGACAACAAACUGUGCGUGCUGGUGUGUGACUGUGUUUCUGUGCUUGUGUGCUGUGGGAAGAUGGUCCAGUACUGUGAAAAAAGCCCGCCUCUCUUUUUGCUGUCGCUGCGUGAGACUGAAUAUGCUUUCGUAUUCAAGGUCUUUUUGACUCCCACUCUCCCAGCCUGUAGAAUUGCUGACUCUUUUUGCGGGGAGGCCGCGUUUAAUGAUAUCAAAUGUUUUGAACAUCGCUGAGAGCUGAGCGUACAUUGCAGCUCCACAAUUUUCCUUCUGAAUGUCUUGGUUACGCCAUACGCUCUCGAACAGGCCAUCUUUCUGUUGCUUUAUACAGUAGGUGUAAAUGAUUUAAGGUCUAAUAUGAAUCAAGAAGGGGUUAGUGUGCUUUUACCUUUAAUAAGGCCGUGUCUGAGAAGACAAAAUGGCCGCUUUACCGUUUAAAACUGUUAGAGAAACUAUAAUCAUUGCAUAAAUAUCUCGGUAAAUCUUGUGUGUUUUUGUUGGGGUCUUCUUAAACUGUGGAAUUCUUUUACAUGAUUUUCCACCUAUGAGAUUCCCGCCAUCAUGUGUCAAUCGUAACAUUGCAAAAGACUUUCAAAAGUAGGUACCGCCCUCUGUGAUACUCAUAGUUUGCUUAACUGCCUCCGCCAUUGUGUUUCUAACAUUGAUGCCGCUUUCCCAUUGGUUCACUCAAACGCUUGUGUCGUUAUCCCUGUGUGUCUUAAGCACCUCCCCCUGGCUGGUCAGUGGACCAAUCAAAAUCCUCAAGGGCUUUGUAAGAAACAACCACUAAUCUGUUACCCUGACCCUUGAUGUGUUAUUCUUCACCUAGAUUGGUCUUUUGGGGGCAAUUUAACAGGGAUUUGUAUUCCAUAGCAUUACACACCACCUGCUCAGAUGUUAGGACCUAUAUUCAGCUUAUCUUAAAAAAAAGACUGCAUGAAAAAAUUGUCCGACCAAGUUAGAUACAUUUUGGCAAAAGCGACCCAAGGAUCCAAAGUUCUCUGUCGGACAGGACUUUUCCCAGUUCAUUACAAAGACUUCCUAUAUAUUGUACCCAGCCUUAUUCCAAAUUAACUCAUACAUCUUCUUUCCCAGGCUGCCUCCACCCUAACUCUUAAAGAAGAUACAAUACUUCAGGUAUGUGGAUGAUUCAGGCCUCAAUCCAAAGGAACUAAUGAACAUCUGACUUUAUAUUUUGUCUCUUUUUUCAAAGCAAUGCGUUUGCUCUUGACUGAAGAAACAUUAUGUAAUUCAAUGAUUCAUGCCAGCUUGGAAACCAACUCUUAAGCCGUCAGAUGAAGGAA